UCCACGUAGAAUCUGCAGUUGGCCGUGCUCUCUGCGGAGCUUUGUGUUUCUAGCUGUUCUCUGACAAAGAGCUUGUUCUGUGCUGCACAUCUCGUCCUCUUUGUUUGGCCUCUGGCUUCAACCACUGACUCAUAAAUACUCUCCAGCUGGGAAUCAGAAAAGGGCAGAAAUGAAGAACCCAGAAGCCCAACAGGAUGUCUCGCUUUCCCAGGGAGUUCGCAUGAUGUUUUACAUGAUGAAGCCCAAUGAAACGUCAUUCCAAACUUUAGAAGAGGUGCCUGACUAUGUAAAAAAGGCAACUCCAUUUUUCAUUUCCUUGAUGGUGCUUGAACUGGUCGUCAGCUGGAUUCACAGAGGGAAGCCACCAGGUCGUUUGGAUGACGCUUUAACUUCAAUAUCUGCUGGGGUUCUGUCUCGGCUUCCAAAUCUGUUUUUCAGGAGCAUUGAACUGACCACUUACAUUUAUGUCUGGGAGAACUACAGGCUCUUCGACUGGCCUUGGGAUUCUCCAUGGACUUGGUAUUUGGCCUUCUUAGGAGUUGACUUUGGCUACUACUGGUUCCAUCGCAUGGCCCAUGAGAUUAAUUUUAUGUGGGCUGGACACCAAACACAUCAUAGUUCUGAAGACUAUAACUUAUCCACAGCACUGAGACAAUCUGUCUUGCAGAUAUAUACUUCCUGGAUUUUCUACUCUCCCCUGGCCCUCUUCAUACCACCUUCGGUAUAUGCUGUUCAUCUUCAGUUCAAUCUUCUCUACCAAUUUUGGAUCCAUACAGAGGUUAUCACUAACCUUGGUCCUUUGGAACUGAUUCUUAAUACUCCUAGCCAUCAUAGGGUUCAUCAUGGCAGAAAUCGUUACUGCAUAGAUAAAAAUUAUGCUGGUGUUCUUAUUAUUUGGGAUAGAAUUUUUGGAACGUUUGAAGCAGAGAAGGAAAAAGUUGUGUAUGGUCUAACACAUCCCAUUAAUACAUUUGAACCAAUCAAAGUGCAGUUUCAUCAUUUAUUUUACAUAUGGACUACAUUCUGGGACACACCUGGAUUCUUUAAUAAGUUUUCUGUUAUAUUUAAAGGACCAGGAUGGGGUCCAGGUAAACCAAGACUAGGAUUGAGUGAAGAAAUCCCAGAGGUCACCGGGAAAGAAGUUCCUUUCUCAUCGUCUGCGUCUCAACUACUUAAAAUAUACACAGUUGUACAGUUUGCUCUGAUGCUAGCAUUUUAUGAAGACACCUUUGCAAAUACAGCUGAGCUGUCACAAGUAACUCUGCUUCUGAGGGUCUGCUUCGUCAUCCUGACCUUGACUUCCAUUGGGUUUCUUCUCGAUCAAAGACCAGAAGCAGCUCUUAUGGAAACUCUCCGUUGCUUGGUGUUCUUACUGCUGUACAGAUUUGGUCACUUGAAACCUCUUGUCCCUUCCUUGUCAAUGGCUUUUGAGAUACUCUUUUCCACGUGCAUUGCUUUCUGGGGAGUUAGAAGCAUUAAACAACUUACUUCGGGUCCUUGGAAAUAGACUAAGUGUGUAUAUACUUCUCUUGUUUUAAUUAUUUUUUGCACAAUGUAUUACUGGUGGGUAAGGAAACAAAAUGAUCAUACAUAGUGUUUAGAUGAAUGAUUUGUUAAUGAAAAGUCAAUAUACUUCUUUACUCUUGUUUGUUUUUAAUAUUUGUUACUUAUUAUGAUUAAAGUCAGUUGCAAUCACUUUCUCUUAUUGCUAUAGUUGAAAAACAAAGAAUCCAAAAUAUAAAAAUGUUUUAUGUUCAUGUAGCACUUAAGAUAAUAAGAAAAUUGAGGAAGAAAACUUUAAAAAAAAAACAGUAAAAAAAAAAUGACUAUUGCCUUUGCAUUGAUUUGGCAACAUUUCUUUGGAUGUUCCAGAAAAUUGUGCCUAGAUAAAUAUUUGUAGCAAUAAAAAUGUGUUACACUGGUUGUCUGCUUAACACUACUUGUACCUUUGCACACCACAGAAGCUAAGGAACUUCAUUACAGAAAAAGACAUCACUGAAAUGAAAUGAAAUGAAAAUAAAUGGCAUUUGUCAGACCUUGUUUGUUCAACAGGUUUGUGAUACGUAGGUCUCAUAUAUUUGGUCAAUUUAUUUUGGCAGACUGAGGAGCAUGAGAUAAUUCUGUGUUAUUUAAAAUUGUCACAAUGAUGUUAAUAAAACUCUGUAAAUAAUAUUG
Messenger RNA from Otolemur garnettii (small-eared galago), 2175 nucleotides. RefSeq names its product alkylglycerol monooxygenase (gene AGMO). The coding region runs from base 170 to 1507 and encodes 445 amino acids. Gene Ontology annotation, cellular component: endoplasmic reticulum. The transcript has 13 exons. NCBI's taxonomy places the organism in Eukaryota, Metazoa, Chordata, Mammalia, Primates, Galagidae. Gene Ontology annotation, biological process: lipid biosynthetic process. The record is from RefSeq and is a predicted model, not a curated record. Gene Ontology annotation, molecular function: iron ion binding; oxidoreductase activity.